Molecule: messenger RNA, 3459 nt
Organism: Fulvia fulva
Lineage: Eukaryota; Fungi; Ascomycota; Dothideomycetes; Mycosphaerellales; Mycosphaerellaceae
Exons: 1
Coding region: 1-3459 (1152 amino acids)
Biological process (GO): mRNA stabilization; positive regulation of translation
Cellular component (GO): cytosol; cytoplasmic stress granule
Molecular function (GO): RNA cap binding
Source: RefSeq, a predicted model, not a curated record
AUGGCGGCGCUCAACCAGAGCCCCAGCGGCUUUUCAUACGCGCAGGCCGCCAAAGGCCGGAGUUUGACCACACCCUCCAAGACGCCUUCCAGUAAGGUAACCUCAGGCACAGCGACACCUGCGACUGGCGCCUUCUCAGAACUCGGUCCGAAUAGCAAUUGGGCAGAUGAUGUGGAGGCUACAGUUGGGGACAAGAACACGGACACGCGGAAGGUAUCCUCAGAGCAGUCAAAGUCUCAAGCCAAAGACAGCGCCGUGGAGCGCACCAAGUCUGAAAGCAGACCGCCAAAUGGCUCGUCAGGAGUAUCGACCCCAGACCUUACUGCUUCGUCUACCAGCACUAGCAACCCCGACGAACAGUUCCCAGCACAGAACGGCACUUCGUCCUCGGACACGACCUGGGAGACGAAGUCGCAGAACUCUGCGCAGAACUCAGAGCCGGCAUGGAUUGCAGAGCGCAAGGAGCGACAGAGUGGGAGCCCGGGAGAGGAGGGCAAGGGUCGACGCGGCAAGAAGGAGCCCAAGGAACCCAAGGAACCCAAAGAGUCGGCGACGAGGCCGGCCACGCCCAAAGCAGUCGUGUUGACUGAUGCACCUCCGCCGGUGGUCAACCCGUGGGCCAAGCGUAUGGAGACCGCCAAGGCGAAACCAACCGUUACACCAUCGGCCCCCAGGUCGGCAGCUCAGCCAGAGACCAAGGAGAAUCAACAACCUAGUUCAGAGUCACGGAAGAAUGCGAGCUCAGUCACGACUCUGCCACGUGAGGUUGCCACCCCAGCAGCGGCAGGAGCAGAUGUCAAGAAGAGUACAUCGCAAAGUAAGCGUGCCAGUGAUGCGCGCCACAAUGCCCGUCAGAGCUCAAAGCAAUCUGCAGAAGAUGCACACAAAGAUAGCGGAGCCGCCGCUCCUGCCAAAGCCAUGCAGCGCGAGCACCAGAGUCUGCCGAAUCUUACAGCAGUACCACCUCCUGUCAAGGAUGAUGUUGCAUGGCCAACUCCAGAGACCGCCCAGGAAAAGGAGCGCAAGGACACACAAACAGAAAAGGAAGUCGAGGACAAUGCUGAUGCCGAAGCUACUGCCGGUGCUAAGCGAGAGAAGACGAAGUGGAAGCCCGUUCCUGUAACGCCGACGAUCGUAUGGCAGACCGAGGAGAUGAACCGCCCACCACGUGGGCAGAAUGGCGAGAGAGGAGGUCGCGGCGGCAACGGAGCUCGAGGACGUGGUGGGUUCCGUGGUGCACCCAAUGGCUCCAAGGGUGGCGAUCGCACAGCACCACGCAAUGGCAGCUCUGAGGGCGAGGCUAAGAGCGCUGUGGAACCAUCGACGGCAUCAAAUUCCAACAAUCAACGAUCAAAUGGAAGCCAAUCACAAGAGGAUGGCUUGGUCUAUGCACCAACACAAACCAACGGCCAAUUGUCUUCCACCGAAGAGACUACCACUAUCAGCGCCACGGCACCAGUCUUUGAUGCAAGGCGAUCAUACUCGUCCAAAAUGGAGCCUGCAAGUGCUGGUGAACAGCAAGAUAUCAAGAUACCGGAGCCGAUACCGCGCCAGAGCCACCCCACCGCUCAAGUGAGCGACGCAGCCGAUAGUUCUGAAGCUGCGCGCGAUGGUCCCACGAUUCGCCGAGUCCCCUCCGAUGGCAGGAAGGAAGCGCGCCCAUUCGAGUCUCUUGGUGGCAAGGAAUGGAAUGGCGCAUCACGUGGAGGAGGGAAGCGUGGCGGACGCGGCCGUGGUGGCUCGCGCGAAUACUCCAACGGCCACCAAGCAAGCCAACCUUUUGUCAACGGUCAUGCUGACUUCGUCAACUCCUUUGCUGGAGUUCCACCGUCGCCGUCAGCAUAUCCGACAUCUCGGAGUCCAUACCCCUUCACACAACAAGGUCGGGGUGGUUGGCAACGUGGUGCCUCACGGUCGCAGUCGAUCCCUCUUGAGAAUGUGUAUGGUGGGCGACAAUUCUGGCCUGGUGGUCAACUUCCACCAAUGCAGACUUACAUGCCAGGCAUGUACGACUACCAAAGUGGUGCGCCCUACACUGCUGUGCCGUUCCACCCAAUGGCUGAGCACCAACAACUUUUAGACAUGGUCCACACGCAGCUGGACUACUAUUUCUCCAUGGACAACUUACUCAAAGACAUGUUUUUGCGCAAGAAUAUGGACGGCCAAGGCUUUGUGUUCCUCGACACAAUUGCUAACUUCAACCGUGUCAAGCAACUCACCGCUGACAAAGAAAUUAUCAGAGCCGUGUGCUUGCGCUCUGACACCAUCGAGAUCCGUGUGGGUGAGGAUGGAAAGGAACGACUACGUCGUCGCGAGGGUUGGGAGCAAUUCGUGCUGCCCAAUGAGCAACGCGAAACGGCUGCGCAGACCGAAGGACCACAGAUUUUGCAACGCCCCGAGCAGCCUCACUUGCAGUUCUGGACGCCGCCGUCGAUGUUCCGUGGCCCACCGUCCGCUGGAAUACCUGGACGACGCUCGUACGACUCUGGGUUUCCCAUGAAUGGAGGCGUCCCUGGCUUUGCCCCAUUCUCACCAUUGGCGGAAGCGCCAUAUGGUGAUUUCACCAACGGCGAGGAAGGUCGCGGACGCUCGGCCAAGUCGCCUAUCCAGGACUCGAGCAGUUCACCUGGACCGCAGGCAUUCCUUGGACAUCGAAUUGGCGAUGAUUCCGAGCCAGAUGUCUUUCCCAAUCAGAACAUAGAGGCGCUUACCGUUGUUGUCAGGCCUGGCCUGCAGCGAUCGUCGGUGCCGCAUCAUCACGCAGCUUCUAGGACUUUUUCAAACGGCUCUAUAGAUACUCGCAGUAUCCAGGGAGAGCUUGAAAAGUCUGCGGAUGACGCUGCCCAGCCGACCACCAAUGGCGAGCCCGUUGUCAAUGGUGACCACAACGGUGCAGCCCUAUCUCGCCACACAAGUCCCACCCUCGGGCGCUCUCCGGAGAAAGGGAACAAUGAACAAGAUCUUGCACUCUUUUGGUGCAAGGACAAGGAGUUGCCACAGGAGAAGAUACCACAAGAUGGAACUACCGAGCCUUACAUCACGCUCAGAGCCAAGGCUAUCAAGCAACGAGACGAGGCCGCCACCGGCAACUGCCCCUACGACCUGGAUGUCCUCUACCAAUUCUGGUCACACUUCCUCAUUCGUAACUUCAACAAGUCGAUGUAUCGCGAAUUCCAGGAGCUUGCUCACCUUGAUGCCCAAGAGCGACGCAAUGGCGUAGGGAUGCGCAACUUAGUCCUGUUUUACGCCAAGGCUCUGUCAAGCACCAACCCAAUCCGCGACAACAUCAUCAGAGAUUAUGUGGCACUGGUCAACAACGAGCCUCAAAUCCUGGGUGGAGCUGCUUACAAGCAGCUGCGUCAAGCAUGGCGUGACGGCGCACUUAACCUGAAGAAUCGCAAGAAACUAGCUGACAUCCUCGACGAGGCGCUAAAAACCAAGCUGGAGGGACAAGCUUGA